UUCUUUCUUUCCUUUUUCCCUCCCACCUUUUGCUUUCUUCCCUCCCUUUCGCGCUCUCUCUCUCCAUCUCUACUCCCUCUCUCUCUCUCUCUUUCUCUCUCUCCUUGAUCCCUAACCCAACAGGCUGAUCUUGAAACCCUCUCCCUCGCCACCAAAUCCAUCACCUCUAAAUCUAGAGAAGAACCUCUAAAUUUAGAGGGUUAUCUUUCUGUUUUGUGUAGUCUAAUAUCGUUCCAUAUAGAUCAUUGUAUUUCUCUGCUGAGUGAUAAGAGUUGUUGUCAAGGGCUGUGCCUCAUCAAAAUCUGCUAACUUUGAAGGAAGGAAGGAUCAAGGAGAAGAGGAGAGAAAAGGGUUUAGAGGUGGAAGUCUGAAGAUGACUCCAGCAAAUCUAGCGGGCCAGUUUGGAGAUACCACUUACACUAAAGUGUUUGUUGGGGGAUUGGCUUGGGAGACCCAGAAGGAGACCAUGAAGAAAUACUUUGAACAGUUUGGAGAGAUUUUGGAGGCUGUUGUAAUCACAGACAAGAACACCGGAAGAUCCAAAGGCUAUGGAUUUGUAACUUUUCGUGAACCUGAAGCGGCCAUGAGAGCUUGUGUGGAUGCUGCUCCUGUGAUAGAUGGGAGGAGGGCUAAUUGCAAUCUUGCUUCUUUGGGUGUUCAGAGAUCCAGACCUUCAACACCACAACAUGGCGCAGGCAGAAACUUUAGGGUAAUGAGCUCUUUUCACUCGGGCCUUCAAGGUGGGGUAGGAACAGCUUUUCCUUCUGCUGCAACCUUCCCUCAUUAUGCCAUCCAACAAGGGAUUCCUUACAAUUUAUAUGGGUACUCUCCAUACUCACCAGAGUAUAGCUAUCUUGCGAGUUAUUACAGUAUAUAUGGAGGAGGAGCAACGUCCCAGUAUCCAAUGUAUGGGACUGGGGCCGGUGGAAUGGUCACCGGAACCACCGCCGCUUUCUACCCCUACCUCCACUUCGGGCAGGGCAAUGGAGGAACUGCGGCCUACACGGGUGGGCAGGGAUACGGCUUCCAAUAUCCCCAACACCUGUUUCAAUACUCCGGCGUUGGUUCAACCGGGUUCGCCCAUCACUACGGCGGUGGACCUAUGUCUCUUUCUCCUACUCCACCCUCUCAAGCAGGCGUGACCAUGGCUCCCACAGCUCCAACUCUUCAUGCCCCAACACCUCACCACUACAGACUUGUUCCUACCCACUUCCAACCAUCAGCAGAACAACCUUCGGCUUAACCAUGGUUAAAAAUCUCUCUCUCCCUCUCUCUCUCUCUCUCUCUCUCUCUCUCUCUCUCUUCUAUUCUAUUCUCUCUCUCUCUUCCUUCUAACACAAGCCCAAGUUUGGAACCUUGGGGCUUCUCACCAAAUUAGCCCCCCAUAGGGGCUAAAAUCAUCCUUGAAACUUGGAGAAAAUCCCUCCAAGCAACAGUGCAUGUCCUUUAAACUGGGCGACUUCCCUUGCAUUUAGCUCAAGGUUGGGCUACAUCAUCAGGCACUCAAGUUUGUGUGGUUCCCUAGAGAACCAAGGAAUGUUGCUGUGGCUGCAGGUCACCAACUUUAGCCAAUUGAUGGGGCUAAGUUGGAAACAAUUAAUCCCCUAACAUAUAUAUGAGCCCUUGGAAAGGCUGCAGAUGAGAAGAGAAACAGUACUAGUGAUCUAACUUGGACUUGCAGAAAUAUUGUAAAUUCAACAAACCAGAUAGCAGGUCCUUACUUCCAACAUACAUUGGGAUUUGAAGUUUGCUGAACUGGCUAAUUUCUUUUGAGACUCCAGCUAAACAUAAUCUCUAAAUCUAUCUAGAGAAGACAGUUUUUAUCAAACCAAGGGCACAGGAUGCCGUAGAGUCAUAUUUGUGCUAACAUCAACCCUAGUCCUAGAUGUCCUUUUUCAAAAUGACCAAAACUGUUUUGUUGAAUUUUUUGUGACUCAUGAUCAUCAUCAGGUGUUUAAAUGCUUUACCAACUUCACGUAACUCUCAUAUAACCUCUGUGUAACCAUGUAAUCAACCCUCAUUGUCUUCCCUUAGGGUAAGGGAAGGUACUGCAUUGACUUAUGUUGUUUUUUUUUUUUUUUUUUUUUUGUACAUUCAUCGUGGCUGAACAUUGGGAGUUUUAGCCCGAUUUAACUCAGAGGGGCGCUACUUUUUGGCAAUUAGCGCAUACCUCCUGUCAUCAAUGUUACAAGAACUCCAUUAAUGGCUUUUGGAGAUCCAACUCACUUGUAGGAUUGUUUUCUUCGUUUUUUCCCCACUCUGUUGGACUUUUUGUGGUGUCAAACCAGACCAAGGAGAUAACCCUUGAGAAAUAUUUUGUGUCUCUUGUGUUAAGUCUCCUCUAACCCCUCCUACCAUGGUUAGGACCAAGGUUACCUCUCUCUCUCUCUCUCUCUCUCUCUCUCUCUCUCUCUCUCCCCUCCCCCCACUCCCCUCUCUCAUCUCUCUCGCUUUCUCUCAUUGAAUCAUCUAUGUUGAGAAGAACCUUGAUACUUUUUAAUAUGUAAAAUCCUAAUGUUUGGAUUGUAAUAAGUAGGCCUAUUACUUGAAAACAAGACUCAUUCUCCAUUGAUGUCUUUUGGAGGUGGGUACUUUCAGUUGAUAUUGUAGAAGUAGUUUAGAGACUGAUUUGGUUAUUACUGCUGAUGCUUUAAUAUUAAUGAUAAAAGUGAACUCAGUAUCUGUUAAUCAA
Molecule: messenger RNA, 2692 nt
Organism: Nelumbo nucifera (sacred lotus)
Lineage: Eukaryota; Viridiplantae; Streptophyta; Magnoliopsida; Proteales; Nelumbonaceae
Molecular function (GO): RNA binding
Source: RefSeq, a predicted model, not a curated record